This is a messenger RNA of Nothobranchius furzeri (turquoise killifish), 2276 nucleotides long. RefSeq names its product protein phosphatase 3, catalytic subunit, gamma isozyme, b (gene ppp3ccb). Lineage: Eukaryota; Metazoa; Chordata; Actinopteri; Cyprinodontiformes; Nothobranchiidae. Gene Ontology annotation, cellular component: cytoplasm; calcineurin complex. The record is from RefSeq and is a predicted model, not a curated record. Gene Ontology annotation, biological process: calcineurin-mediated signaling. Gene Ontology annotation, molecular function: calmodulin-dependent protein phosphatase activity; calmodulin binding.
AUAGGAAAUCCGUUUGCGGUGGAUUAUUGUAAUCCAACAGAGUCUGGACGACACAUCGGAUCACGACAGGGGAAAAAACCAAAGCGCAGCGGCCUGUAACAGAUGCAGCUCGCCCGUGAAAAAAGGGAUAAAGUUGGGAUAUGAUCUGACGCGCAGUGCUUCUGCUGGAGCCAGUGAUCGGCGCUGCCCGGGCCGUUUCCUGGACCAACGAUUCAUCCGAAGACAGUGACAGCGGUUGGGCAAUACUGCACUGCAGAGUGCUGCGCGUAUUAAAGGCUUGAAUUUGCUUGAUAUAGACACCUCCUCCCUCCCUCCCUUCUCCCUUCCCGUGUCAGUGUUCACUCCAGCUCAGCCUGGAAGCAGAGUCCGGUUGCCCUGUCGGCUGCUCCGAGGCACACCGCUAGCUAGCGCGGCUAGUUCACCCAGGCUAGCCUGCUAGCUAGUUAGGAAUUUGUCAAGUUUGGUUCGGUAUUCGGUUCCUUCGCUGCCAGCAGCCCAAAGGGAGGGAGCAUGUCGGUCAAAGACCAACCCAAACUCUGCACCUAUGAACGGCCCAUCAAAGCUGUGCCAUAUCCUCCGGGCACACGCCUGUCUGCCAGAGACCUGUAUGUGACCAAGAAGCCCAGCCUGGAUCUGCUGAAGGCCCAUCUGGUAAAGGAGGGUCGGCUGGAAGAGGAGGCAGCACUGCGGAUCAUCAAUGAGGGAGCUGAAAUCCUGCGUAAAGAGAAAUGCAUGCUGGAGGUGGAAGCUCCUAUCACAGUCUGCGGAGAUGUCCACGGACAGUUUUUUGACCUAAUGAAGCUGUUUGAGGUGGGCGGGUCCCCCAGCAGCACCCGUUACCUGUUCCUCGGGGACUAUGUGGAUCGAGGCUACUUCAGCAUCGAGUGUGUGCUGUACCUGUGGGCUCUGAAGAUCAAUUACCCUGACACCCUGUUCCUCCUCAGAGGGAACCAUGAGUGCCGACAUCUCACAGAGUACUUCACCUUCAAGCAGGAGUGUAAAAUAAAGUACUCAGAGCAGGUAUAUGAUGCCUGUAUGGAUGCGUUUGACUGCCUGCCUCUGGCAGCGCUCCUCAACCAGCAGUUCCUGUGCGUUCACGGAGGUCUAAGUCCUGAAAUCACCUGCCUGGAUGACAUCCGUAAGGUGGACCGGUUUAAAGAGCCACCUGCGUUCGGGCCGAUGUGUGACCUGCUGUGGUCGGACCCCGGGGAGGACUACGGCUCAGAAAAGACCCAGGAACACUUCUGCCACAACAGCGUCCGAGGCUGUUCUUAUUUCUACAGCUACCCGGCGGUAUGUGACUUCCUGAUGAACAAUAACCUGUUGUCUGUAAUACGAGCACACGAAGCCCAAGACGCAGGGUAUCGAAUGUACAGGAAGAGUCAGACAACAGGCUUCCCGUCUUUAAUUACAAUCUUCUCUGCUCCCAACUACCUAGAUGUGUACAAUAAUAAAGCUGCGGUGCUGAAAUAUGAGAACAAUGUGAUGAACAUCCGGCAGUUUAACUGCUCCCCCCACCCUUACUGGCUGCCCAACUUCAUGGACGUCUUCACCUGGUCCCUGCCCUUCGUCGGGGAGAAAGUGACGGAGAUGCUGGUGAACGUGCUGAACAUCUGCUCCGAUGACGAGCUGAUGUCUGAAGGAGAUGACACCUGUGAGGGUGGAGCUCCGGCUGCCAGGAAGGAAGUGAUCAGGAAUAAGAUCCGAGCAAUUGGGAAGAUGGCUCGUGUCUUCUCAGUGCUCAGGGAGGAGAACGAGAGCGUGCUGCAGCUGAAGGGGCUGACCCCAACAGGAACGCUUCCUCUGGGCGUUUUGUCAGGGGGUCGACGGACCCUUCAGAGCGCCACCGUAGAGGCAGAAGAGGCACGAGCCAUUCAAGGCUUCAACCCGCAGCAUAAGAUCCAGAGCUUUGAGGAGGCCCGGGGUCUGGACCUGAUCAACGAGAGGAUGCCCCCUCGCCGUGACGCCCCUCUGUAUGAGACUCCGCCCACCGUCAACAACCUGCCGGCCAGCACCGGACCCCCUGGCAACAACAGCACCAACACUCAAGCCUAGCUCCUUUCCUCAUCUCUCCUCCCUCUUUCCCCCCUCCCUCCCCUAUUUCAUCUCCUGUCCCCCUCCUUCUCCGAGGAGGAUGAGGCGGUUCGGUCCGAGCGGUUAUUUAUUUUAUCAUCGAGUAAAUAUCAGAGUUUCAGGCUGAACAGAGAAAAUCUCAAAGUGACCCGGACCCCAGGCUGCUGGUACUCCCCUCCUCACCCGUGUACCAGCCUUCUGUC